Molecule: messenger RNA, 330 nt
Organism: Symbiodinium necroappetens
Lineage: Eukaryota; Dinophyceae; Suessiales; Symbiodiniaceae
Source: the annotation of a GenBank genome assembly
GCCUUUAUGCCGCUCGGGAUGCAGAUGCUUCCAAGAAGCAGCCUGGGAAUGCUGCCCUGGAGGCUUCGGAGGAGGACCUCCACAGCCGCCAUCCUCAUCGCCGGUCUCGUUUGCCGACCUCAGCGGGUAGGAAGAAGCAAGCGUGCCGAUGGUGGCGAAGGAAUUUGCAGCUUCGACCGGCUCGUGGUGCUCAUGGACGGUGAUGGUCAGGGCCCUCGCGAGUUUCGGGCCGCCUGGAAGGCACUGUCGAGCAUCGGCCGGGAGGUGCACCCCUUCGUCUUUGCUGCCGCGGCACACCUCCAGCGCAAGGAUUGGCAAGCGUUUCUGGAG